This is a messenger RNA of Myiozetetes cayanensis, 2591 nucleotides long. It is a transcript of the gene SCLT1, whose product is annotated as sodium channel and clathrin linker 1. The record is from RefSeq and is a predicted model, not a curated record. Gene Ontology annotation, biological process: cilium assembly; clustering of voltage-gated sodium channels. The coding region runs from base 292 to 2154 and encodes 620 amino acids. The transcript has 22 exons. Lineage: Eukaryota; Metazoa; Chordata; Aves; Passeriformes; Tyrannidae. Gene Ontology annotation, cellular component: centriole.
GGAUUUCCUCCCGGGGCUGAGGAUUUCCUCCCGGGGCUGAGGGGAGGAAGGGAGCGAGCGGACGGGGCAGCUCCACUCGCCGGCCCCGCCCGGCCCGAGCCCGUCCCCGGCGCCCGCCGGUUGCCGCCUCCGCCCGCCCGGAGCGGCUCUCGCCUUCCCUGCUGGCGAGCGGCUGGAUUAAGUGGCUUUCCCCGCCGCCGGGUGGGUGUUUUGCCGAGGGGAACUCUGCGGUGGGAACGCGGGCACGGCCAGAUCCAAAGCCAAAUAUGGCACUUGGACACUGUGAAGCAGAUGAGAUUUGUGAGUGUUAUUGCUGAGCAGAAAAGUGCCCUUGGUGGUGACUCCCUAUUAGGAUCCAGGGUGAUGGAGCAAAGGGACCAAAGCGUGUCAACUCUAAUCGCAGAGUAUGAUAAACACUUGGAGGAAAUGAAAGAACAGCUGCAGCUUUAUCAGGUACAAAUGAGCGAGAUGAGGCUAAAAUUGGAAGAAGUCACCAAGGAAAAUGAAAGGCUGCAUGCAGAGUUGAAAGAGGUUCUUGAGAAGCAACUGGAGGCUCUUCCUUCCAUGCAUCUGGAAACUGAUAUUCCUUCAGAUGAGGUUGUAGUGAGAAACCUUCAAGAACAACUACGACUGGCAAAGCAAGAAAAAGGACAAGCAGUUGAGCUCUGGCAGACGUUGUUACAGGACCGCGAUCGACUUCAGCAGCAGUACCAGGAAUGCCUGACUGAAACGCAGAUUCACGCCACUGAAAGGAAAAGGCUGCAUGAUCAACUGACUAGCUGUCAACAGUCAAUUCGACAACUACACAUGGCCAAUAAGAAAAUGGAGUUGACCAAUCAACAGUUUCUGAGAACUGUGACAGAACAGAACGUGGAACUAGAGCAGCUGCGACAAAAACUGAGGCAAGCCAAAAUAGAUGGGCAGGCAGCAAAUGCUAAGCUUGAGGAAAUGACCAAAUUGAAAGAGAAGCUUCACAGCCAAUUGGAGAGAAAGGAAGGAGACAUGGUAUCUGCUCGGGAAAGAGAAACAGCAUCUGACAAACGCUUGCUGCAAAUGCAGUCUAGUUUAAAACAAUUAGAAACCAGAUUACUUGUUACUGUCCAAGAGGCUGAACAGCUGAGAACAGAAAGAGCAGCCCUGGAGGAGCAAAUCAAAGAGCUUCAGGCCAAGGCUGCUAAUCUAGAAAGUGAGAAGUAUGAUGCUGUUGUAAAAGUCCAAGACUGCAUACAGCUCUUGGAAGAAGCUAACUUGGAAAAAAAUCAGGCACUCUUUGGGGAGAAACAAAAGGAAGAGGAGAUCAAAAAAAUGAAAGAUGAAAUGUCUCAACUUGCAGAAGAUAUUGCUGCAAGAAUUAGAAAGGCAGUAAACACUGCAAAGAAGCAAUGUAAUGUGCAGGUUUCUCGGCUAACAGAAGAAAUUUCGGCUCUUCAGAUGGAAUGUGGAGAAAAACAGAGUGAAAUUGAACGAGCCAUUAGAGAGAAGAGAGCAGUGGAAGAAGAACUUGAAAAGAUUUUGAGGGAAGACAGAGGGCAUGAAUCUGACAGUAGAAAACUAGAGCAGCUGUAUCAGAAGUACUUACUUGCAGAAGCUGCAAAAGAUGACCUUCAGCUAAGUCUACAGACAACACAAAAUAAACUGAAACAACUGGAAAUUAACUCUGAGGAAGAGAAAUCUCGUUGCCAGGAAGCUGUCUGUAAAUUGCAAAGCAUUCUGGAUUCAGAACGAGAGAAGAGUGCCUUUGUCAGUGAGCAAAGACUAAAGCUUCAGCAAGAGAAUGAACAAUUGCAAAAAGAAAUAGAGGGUUUGAGAAAAAUGGCAAUAGAGGCUCAACAAAAAGCUAAAAUAAAGAUAAGCACAAUGGAGCACGAGCAUGCUGUGAAAGAGCAUGGGUAUGAAGCUCGACUCAAGGAGAUGGAAGACACCAGUCACAAGUCCACGUCUGAACUCCGAUGUCUGUUGGUAGCUCAGCAAAAAGCAACCAACCGGUGGAAAGAAGAAACAAAAAAUCUUACUGAAACUGCAGAAGCCAGGAUCAGAAAGCUGAAAAGUGAGCUGUGUCAACAAAAACUUCGUAGCCAGGAGCUCAUUUCCCAGCUGGAAAAAGCAAAUGAGAAGGUUACUGAGGAUGAGACAUAUAAAGAUGGAAUAUCGUGAAUACAUCGACAGGCUCCAAAGACGACUGAGCCAGGCGGAACAGAGGGCAGCCACAGCGUCUCAACAGGAGAGAAUAAGUGGGCAUAGCUGCCAAGCUGUCAUAACAUAAGCUGUGGUUCCUGGCUCUAAAUGCUCUCUGUCAUGACAAGGUCUACUCAGCUGCUGAAGAUUUGCUCUGAAAGACUCAGCCUGAUAACUACACAGAAUAAAAAAGCUGCUUCCCUGAAGGAUCUGGAAAAUAUUUAAACAUAUGUAUAUUGCUCAUUCACCACACUGGAGUUGAGAAGAUUGCUGGAGAAACUUCGUAUUGGAGCACUAAAGUAAAACGCACAACAAGGCUUGUACAACUUAAGCAUUUUCUGGUUUAUUCCGGUAAGAAAGGGAAUGGAUGAAGGUCCUGUCUCUGUAUGCACAAUAAAGAUUGGAAGAAGAAUGCA